This is a messenger RNA of Coccinella septempunctata (seven-spotted ladybird), 1889 nucleotides long. It is a transcript of the gene Atg14, whose product is annotated as beclin 1-associated autophagy-related key regulator. Gene Ontology annotation, biological process: cellular response to starvation; autophagosome assembly; mitophagy. The transcript is spliced from 8 exons. The coding region runs from base 183 to 1610 and encodes 475 amino acids. NCBI's taxonomy places the organism in Eukaryota, Metazoa, Arthropoda, Insecta, Coleoptera, Coccinellidae. The record is from RefSeq and is a predicted model, not a curated record. Gene Ontology annotation, cellular component: phosphatidylinositol 3-kinase complex, class III; autophagosome; extrinsic component of phagophore assembly site membrane.
AACAAAAAUAAAGGAUCAGCUGAUAAUGAUUUCAUUCUCUCAGUAAUUUAAACGAAUUUAUUAAUUUUAUGACUACUGGGAGUCACCUUUGGUUCUAAAAAUUUCAAUUGAACAGUAAUCAUUUAUGAAUACGCUUCGUCACUGAGCAAAUACAUUAAUUUACGUGAUGGUUUAGUUUUGUUAUGGCUGCCAGCAGUUCAGACGAAAGUGGCACUACACCAAGAGAUUUUCAUCUAUCUUCAUCCCUAGACAGUGAAAGUAGACUAGAUUUCCAAAAAUUCAAGUGUCCAUUAUGUCUAAAAGCAAGAAGAAACUUGUACUGCAAAAAGUGUAUCGAAGAAGGUGAUAUUUAUUGUUCGAAAGCCCAACAAGGUGAUAAAAGUUAUAAAGAACUUCAAAUUGAAUUUAGUGACUUAUGCUUGAAGGAGAAGGACAAGAAAAAUGAAUUCGAAAUAUUGUCUGAAGAUGUUAUGAAGGAACAUGACUUGAAAUCUGAAUUACGCACUUAUAGAGAAAGGGUUAGGUCCCUCGAAAUAAUAUUGUUAGAAAAACGAGAGUUAAUAGAUGGUUAUAAAAAGGAACUCUCUAGUUUGAAGAUAAAUAACAAGAAGAAAGCAGAGUUCCAAGAAAAAUGUGACACUAAAAUACAAGAAAUUGAGGAAUAUGUUGAAAACGAAGCUGGAAAACUGAUGUAUACUGAACAUGAUUUGCAGUCUAAAAAAACUGAGGUUAAUAAAUUCAUUAGGACUCGAUCACGAGAGCUCUCUCAAUAUAUAUUUCCAAUAUUCAAAACACAACCAAAGGUAACUGCAGAACAAAUAGAAUCUGAAUUAGUCCUGGCCUUAGAGGAGGCUUCACACAGCUCAGAUUUGAGAGGAAGCUGGGAAUAUACUGAAAACUGCAGUGAAAUGAAUUUUGCCAUUGUUGCUCCUAGCCUGCCAGCUUCUGGAAACUACACUUGCUACAAUAUGUGGUUGGCAGAGGUCAAAGAGAGCAGUAGUUUACCUGGAAGUUCAACAAAUACAGAACAUGAGGAUCAUGCUAAUAGCAUAAGUGCUGCCCUCACAUACACUACGCAGUUUGUUAAUAUUUUAGCUCAGCAUAGGAAUGCAAUUCUUCCUUUCAAAGUGUCACCAAGUGAGUUUUGUGUCCGAUAUCUAACUGAACAACAGUUCAAUACCCGAGUAGCUAGACUGAAUGCAAACAUUUUCCACCUAUGUUACACAGGAAAUGUUAAUUUGGAGAGAUUAAUUCCAGGCGGAACUAUACACAAUCUCUUGCAAUUGUUGGACACUUGCUCAGAAAAUGAAAUUGAUGAUGAGGCAAAUAAGGAGGUUGAAUCUAACGAUGUUGAGAAUGAAAAAGUGGAUGUGCUGGAACGACCUAUAAUGUCUGACUUACAAAAAGGAGAUGAUUCUGAUUCAGAGGAUGGCUUGAGUGGUUGGGAAGCUUUGCCCAAUAUUCAAUACCCUGAAGCACCAGCGGGACCAGUGGCUGUGCAGACCAGUCAAGUUGUCAACACUCAGCAGGCUAGUAGUAUGGCUGGUGGUCUAGUGAACAGUGCUGCCGCCAGCAUCGCUUCCAUAUGGAAGGGUUUUACGGGAAGAUAGUGAAGUUUCCAUGAUUUAAUUUGCUGUUAUAUGUUUUAGUUCUUUGAGAGUAAGAUUAAACCAUACAAUAGUCUCAUAAAAAUGGUAAAGAAAGGACAUAUGAAGAACAUGGGACUGCUGGAGAGAAAAAUGAAGUCGUUUCUGUUUUAAAUUACUUUGACUCGUGUUGUAUCUGACCAAUGGGUGAUAAACAUACUUCACCAAUCGAUGAUUAACAUUAUUUUUUUAUGAGUUCAUUUGUAUUGAGCAAUAUGCUUUGAAAUAAAUUUUUCAUAAUCA